AUGAAUGCGGAGGCUGUGACACGCGGACUGCUGUUUCUGUCUCUGGUGCUGGCCGGGGUUCCCGGUAACACCGCCGUCAUCUGCGGCUUCAUCUUGCUGGUGCGGCGCGAGGGCCGCCUCUCGCCAGCUGACGCCAUCGUGCUGCACCUGUGCUCUGCCAACCUGGUGGUGGUGUCAGUGCGCUGCCUGCUGGAGGCGCUGGCCACCUUACGGAUCCACAACGUGUUUGACGACGCCGGCUGCCAGGCGGUCAUCUUUCUCUACCGCACAGCCAGGUCUCUGUCCAUCUGGCUGACCUUCCUACUGACCGCCCUCCAGUGCCUGAGCGUGGCUCCUCCAGGGUCCCGCCGUGCCGCCGCUCGUGCCCUGCUGGCCCGCUCUCUGCCUGCCAUCUUCCUGACACUGUGGCUGAUCAACACCUCCAUGAGUGUGGCUCCACUGCUGUUUGCCAUCGGGGCCCGCAACGACUCCCGGCUCCUGCAGAACGCCAUCAACGUAGAGUUCUGCUUCCUCAGCUUCCCCUCCAGGCUGGCGCGGGACGCUACCGGGGCCGUGCAGGUGGGCAGGGAUGUGGUGCCGAUGGCGCUGAUGGCGGCAGGCAGCCUGGUGCUGCUGGUGUACCUGGUGCGGCAGCGGCGGAGGGUGCGGGGUCUGCGGGGUGCUGCAGGGGGGGCAGCGGAGCGGCGGGCUGCGGUCACGGUAGUCACACUGGUCUCGCUGUACCUGCUGGUCUACGGGGUGGACAAUGGUCUGUGGGUGUACACGCUCACUGUGCCACAGACGCUGGGCUCCGCGCUGACCUCUGACCUCCGGCUCUUCUUCUCCUCACUGUACGCUGCCGUCAGCCCACUCCUGAUCCUCGUCUCCAACACACGGCUGCGCUGCGGGAAACAGCCAGAGACCACACACUGA
This is a messenger RNA of Danio aesculapii, 912 nucleotides long. RefSeq names its product olfactory receptor class A-like protein 1. The record is from RefSeq and is a predicted model, not a curated record. Gene Ontology annotation, cellular component: membrane. The coding region runs from base 1 to 912 and encodes 303 amino acids. The transcript has a single exon. Gene Ontology annotation, molecular function: pheromone receptor activity. Lineage: Eukaryota; Metazoa; Chordata; Actinopteri; Cypriniformes; Danionidae. Gene Ontology annotation, biological process: G protein-coupled receptor signaling pathway.